AUGUUGUCAUCCAUUAUCAAGAGAAACAUCAACACUUGUCUCCGUACACAAGCCCUCACAUCCGCUUCAUUGAAGCCAUUAGCUCCAAAAUUGACCACAUUAUCAAUUGCUUCAAUUAGAAACUACUCUGCUGGCCACCACGAAGAAACCUUUGAAGAGUUUACUGCCAGAUACGAAUCUGAAUUUGAAAAUGCUUACGACUUGUUUGAAGUUCAAAGAGUCUUGAACAAUGUUUUCUCAUACGAUUUGGUGCCAGCACCAGUUGUCAUUGAAAAGGCAUUGCAAGCAUGCAGAAGAGUCAACGACUACCCAACAGCAGUAAGAACUUUCGAGGCUUUGAAGUACAAAGUUGAAACUCCAGAGCAAUACGCUGCUUACUUGGAAGAAUUAAAGGAUAUCCGUAAGGAAUUGGGUAUCGACUUGAAAGAGGAUCUUUACGGUAAUGAAGCUUAA
This is a messenger RNA of Lodderomyces elongisporus, 453 nucleotides long. It is a transcript of the gene COX6, whose product is annotated as cytochrome c oxidase subunit VI. Gene Ontology annotation, biological process: mitochondrial electron transport, cytochrome c to oxygen. The transcript has a single exon. Gene Ontology annotation, cellular component: mitochondrial inner membrane. NCBI's taxonomy places the organism in Eukaryota, Fungi, Ascomycota, Pichiomycetes, Serinales, Debaryomycetaceae. The record is from RefSeq and is a predicted model, not a curated record. Bases 1 to 453 code for a protein of 150 amino acids.